AAGUUCAUUGUACAUACACAGAUUCUCGUGUGCGAGUUGCCACCUUGGAGAUGUCUCUAUUGGUUUUAAAACAGUUAAUUGGAGUAGGAUCUAGCAAUCGGAGAAAACACAUGAGUUUCCUUCGUGACCAUCACUUAGCAACACUGGAGGGAGCAAGAGAAGAAGCCACACUUAUGCUGAGAAACUUCUAUAAGACUGAAGAGAUCUUCCUAGACAUGUUUGAAGAUGAGUGGCAUGAGAUGCAUAGAAGGCCCUUGAAUGUUGAGUACCUGUUGCAGGAUGCAUCUGUGCUUCUACCCCCUGCUGGAACACCUCUUACUGGUAUUGACUUCAACAAGAGACUACCCUGCGGGGAGGUUGAACGGGCACGGAGAGCAAUGCGGGUCUUCUUUUUAGUACGUGAAAUGAGUCUUGCUGUACGUGAUGAGCCAGACACCCAUCUUCCACUAACAAAUCCUGCCGCAUGUGUACAAGUGGCUGAUGUUCUGGACCUAAAUAACAGUGACCUAAUUGCAUGUGUGGUUAUUCCGCGUGAUGGACAGCGCUCAAGACUAGUCAUAGAUCCUCAGCUAUCUGGUAAGCCGACACCACGUUUAGGAUGGGGUGUUGCCAAAUUUGUCGGAUUUCUGCAACAUGGUAUGUUGUCACCAAAUGCUCUCAGACUCUUUGAAGUCUUACAAAAACAAGGCCUUGAGAUCCAGACUUGGCUGCCCAAGGCUGCCCAAUGA
This is a messenger RNA of Penaeus monodon (black tiger shrimp), 728 nucleotides long. RefSeq names its product protein CLEC16A-like. Gene Ontology annotation, biological process: endosomal transport; endosome to lysosome transport; regulation of autophagosome maturation. Gene Ontology annotation, cellular component: late endosome; endolysosome membrane. The record is from RefSeq and is a predicted model, not a curated record. The transcript has 5 exons. Bases 51 to 728 code for a protein of 225 amino acids. Lineage: Eukaryota; Metazoa; Arthropoda; Malacostraca; Decapoda; Penaeidae.